Molecule: messenger RNA, 2379 nt
Organism: Neurospora crassa OR74A
Lineage: Eukaryota; Fungi; Ascomycota; Sordariomycetes; Sordariales; Sordariaceae
Product: mannan polymerase complexes MNN9 subunit
Exons: 2
Coding region: 599-1720 (373 amino acids)
Biological process (GO): protein N-linked glycosylation; cell wall mannoprotein biosynthetic process
Cellular component (GO): mannan polymerase complex
Molecular function (GO): alpha-1,6-mannosyltransferase activity
Source: RefSeq, a predicted model, not a curated record
CAAGAGUGUCGCCAGUUGCCUUGCCACGAUUGCCAGUCGCGACUGAGACCCGAAGCUGUCCAAAAUGCUGCUGGAGCGACCAAAGCCAGCGGACAGGAAUUGCCUGUACCGUUUCAGAUUACAUUGACCCAUGUCAGCAGCCAUUGGGGUUUCCCGGUUCUGGCACGGCGCUGCACUGAACCCCCUUUCCCCAUUUCUGGCCACUGCAUUUGCGGUUUGCGCCUUGUCUUCUUUCCAGAAGCCCAAUUUUUCCUCGUCCCCUAAAUUCCCCCAUCCCGCUCGAGUUGCCAAUGCCCCUGGCCGCCCCUCGACCCCGACUCGAUUGAGUGGCCGACUAAAAAAGUGUCCAGGACAACACCGACACCGGCUUCGACAACCUUCAUUUGGCCGACGAAUAUAUACGCGUAGCUCCCAUUAUCGCGUAGGAAGCUAGGAGCAAGAGCGCUACAAACAGUGCUAUAGCAUUGUCUUUUAUCCCCACAACCGAAAGAGACCACGGCCAUACACAAGAAGCCAACCACGGACGACGGGAACGCGCGCGCCUUCGAACCCAGACGACUAUAUGAUUACUUCUCUUUGAUAGAUCCUCCAACAUCCCAUGGCGCGUCCAUUGGGGCCGGUUCGUCUUAAGAGGACGAGCCCGGGAACGAUCGCUGUUGGCAUCGUCCUCGUAAUCGUCAUCCUCUACCUUCUAGUAUCCCCCUCAGCUCCCGACUUCUCUGCCGCUCGCAAGGCCACAGCCGCGUUGCAUCCUCUCUCUCCGCCGACAUCACCAUUCCGCAAGUCAAGCGCUGUCGGCGGCAAAGCAGGUCCUCCACCAGUAACACGCUACAACCUCAACAAUGUCACCAUUACAAACGACCCCGUUGGCAACCGCGAGAACGUCCUUGUCCUUACGCCCAUGGCCCGCUUCUACCAGGAGUACUGGGAUAACCUGUUGAAGCUCUCGUAUCCCCACGAGCUAAUCACACUGGGCUUUAUUCUACCCAAGACCAAGGAGGGUAACGCGGCCACCAUUGAGCUCCAGAAGCAGAUCGCAAAGAUCCAGAAGCAUGGACUCGAGAAGGAGAGGUUUAAGAGCAUCAUCAUCCUACGACAAGACUUUGACCCGCCCAUCCCGUCCCAGGAUGAGAGCGAGCGCCACAAGAUGGCAAAUCAGAAGGCACGCCGGGCUGCCAUGGCCAAAGCCCGCAACUCGCUCCUCUUUACGACUCUCGGGCCCGACACAUCGUGGGUGUUGUGGUUGGACGCCGACAUCAUCGAGACACCUCCUACUCUCAUACAGGAUCUUGCCAGCCAUAGCAAGCCGCUCACGGUGCCCAACUGCUUCCAGCGGUUUUACAACGCGGAAAAGAAGGCCAUGGACGAGCGGCCCUAUGACUUCAACAACUGGCAGGACAGCCCGACCGCGCAAGAGCUGGCUUCUAAGAUGGGCAAGGACGACAUUCUCCUCGAAGGUUACGCCGACAUGGCAACCUACCGGGCCCUGAUGGCUUACAUGUAUGAGGCGGGUGCGGAUAUACACACCGAAGUGCCUUUGGAUGGUGUAGGAGGUACGGCGUUGCUGGUGAAGGCCGAGGUGCACCGUGACGGAGCCAUGUUCCCCGCGUUCCCCUUUUACCACUUGAUCGAGACGGAGGGCUUUGCCAAAAUGGCCAAAAGACUGGGCUGGCAAGCAACUGGUUUGCCCAAUUACAAGGUUUAUCACUACAACGAGUGAAACAUUUGCCGGUAUCGAGUUUUACACCGCGUAUCCUAAGCCGCCACUGGACGCAAUAACAGUCUCUCUUUGACGAUGACAGCGUAGUGUCUGGGCCUUCAGAGAUGACUACUCAACCUUUGUCCUAUUCCUCAUUCGUCCUCGAGCUGCCUAAGGCCAUAGGCAAGAGUCUGGCUAGUAACAGUGGAAUUUUCUGCCUUGGAGAUGUUCAAUUUCACAGCAUCCAGAGUUGCUAGGCCCAGCAACUGUGGCGUUCUUCUAAGUUCUUGUAAAUUUUUUGAUGAGUUCUGGGUUAUGGGAAGGAAUGUGGGAAGCGAAAAGUGCACAGCUGGAGGGCGCGGUUCAAAUACACGUCUGAUGUGUGAUGUGCCAGACGCAACCUUGUGUGAUGAUCAAGGUUGUCUGCUCGUUGUCGAGAGAAGAGCUCUUUGCUAACUCCAAAAGCUCUGAGCGACCGGGGCAAGGAAUCUUAUAACAAACCUUAUCUGGUCAAGUUUCCAAAGACAUAGGGUACAGCGACGACUUCUGACGAUAUAUACUAGACUAUGGGCGAGGAAACAUAGGGGACUUUUGAAGUUCAUCUUUCCUAAACUAAUAGCAUAAUGAAAAGUAAGGGGUUGCGGUUAGGUUCCUUGCUGGCAUCAAGUACAGGUUGGUAU